CCACAGCGCCCGUUCUUUUCCGCCUUGCGGGGAAUGCAGAAUUGAUAGAUACAUCAAACCCGGUGUGGACUUUGAAACCGCACGUUUUGUUCACCCAUUUAGCACAUCCGAUCGAUGGACAUCAACACGCUUUAUAAAAGGCUAGACCACCGGCUACCGACCGAGUGGUACGCCCAGUCGGGAAGCUACUGUUGACGGUUCAAUAUUCAAUCAGGGACGAGUCCCUCGGAUCGAUCGGAUCAAUAAUAGCUGGCAGCUCCGAGCUCCGAAAUAUCCUCACCCGAUAAAGAGACCGUUUGGCCGGCACGCUCUAAUUGCUGUUCGAGCGUCGCCAGUUCGCACGCUGCUCUGAAGCACGCCUUGGAGUAGACACGUGCGUGAUCAUCGCGGUGGAUUGUAACUGGAUCGGGCCAGCACAGGAUGAAUUCUACCGAAGAGCUAAUUUCCCAGCCGGGAGGCUCGAUCGAUUGCAGAAACUAUCUGCCACCGUUGCGGGCCUACUAUGCAGAGUAUGCCAUACCCUUGAGCUUAUCGCUGGCAGCCGGCUGCAUCGUCUGGCUGUGGGUGACGUACGUGUUUGCAGAAGUAAUCAGACGCAUUAAGCGACACACCGAGAAGGGCCAAGUGAUGGUGCUAAUCAUUGCCAAUACGGUGUAUUUUACGGUGGUGACGUUCAAUGUGGUGGCACUGGUGGUACCGCACGUUGCGGUCAUCUGCGACAUAGUCCCGUUUGUGGCGUUUUGCUGGUGUAUUUUGGUGUUUUUUCGCUAUCUGAAGGAAUCGGUGGGAGGUGAUACGGCCAUCAUUCAGCUGUACGAAACGAAAGCUAUCGAACCGCCCCAGGUGUGCCCAUGCUUUCGCUUCAUCUAUGACAAAAAGAGGCAAUUACGUGCUAUACGAUUCGGAAUUAUGCAGCUUCCUAUUUACAACAGUGUUGUGGCCAGCAUACAGCUACUUAUUUUCUCCUAUGAUAAGGACUUAUUUUACGAUGUGUUUUACGUUAUUUUACCAUUCAUAAUCACAUCGAUCGUAUUUUACGUUGGAUCAUCCGUUUCUUUCAUCAAAACGGUUGCCCCACUUUAUCCGGACAAUCCGAUCUUCAAACGAUUCUUUCUGCUGCAGUUGGUGCUAAUCAUCACCAAACCACAGAUCAUUGUCCUGGAGCUCAUCUACAACCUGUCCACAUUCGAAUGUACUGAGGCUGGCGAGCCUAAAGUGUACAUGAACAUUAUUAAACAAAUGGUAAUACUGAUCGAGGUGGGAAUAGUGACCGUUUUUUCGUACAAAUUCUACACCAGUCAGCAGCAACCGGCGGGCGAGAAGUCGUCGGGCGUAACUAAUACGGGAUAUGAGGCAUAGAACGGCGCGGAAAAUUGUGGCUAGAUGAGAUGAGUGCAUUUGAUUACUUACCUGAAUAGUGCGUACUUAAUUUAUAAUUAAGCUGAGUAAGCAAAAAUAUUAUAAGUAACAUGGAAGAGAACUCAACUGCCCCCUAGAGAAAUGGUCCAAAUGAGAAGCAAACAUAAAGAAAGUUUAUGCAAGGUGGCAACUGCAAAUAGCAUUCUGUCGAGAGUUGUAAAGUGUGGAACAAUUUAAACACCAUUAAGCUGUGAUGGAGUUCAAACAAUCGAUCGCGUUGCGAAUGUACUUAGCAUUAGACGCUAGCUUUCAGUGGUGGAUGUGCUGUGAUGGUACUCGUUACAGAACGGAAACACUCAACCAAUGUGGGCAACUGAGGUAGAAACUGUACAAAUUAGAGUUCAACAUCUGUAUCUAAUAAAUUUAAUAAAAAUUCCAAAAAAGGUGCUUAAAAACAGAAAUAACAUGACAAACAUGUAC
Molecule: messenger RNA, 1839 nt
Organism: Anopheles stephensi (Asian malaria mosquito)
Lineage: Eukaryota; Metazoa; Arthropoda; Insecta; Diptera; Culicidae
Exons: 8
Coding region: 421-1359 (312 amino acids)
Biological process (GO): transport
Molecular function (GO): transporter activity
Source: RefSeq, a predicted model, not a curated record